AGUAGCCGCGCGGACGGGGCGCGCGGACUGGGUACACAAGCGGGUCCGGUGGUGAAGGGUUUUGUCGCUUUCGAUUAAAUUUGUACCAGCAUCAAUAGAAUGAUGGUUUAGUAAUCUCUUAACAAUCCAAAAGAACCCUGGACUCUAUCAGGAGAGCUGGAUCUAAUCCUACUAUUCUGAUUCUAUUCUCCCUGAGAUGUAUUCCUGGUUUUGAGCAAUUCAUAUAAUCCUUCAGGACCCUUUUCCCACCUAUAAAAUAAGGGUAUUGAUAAUCAUCUGGAAGUUUCUUCAAGCAAUCACUAUGUCAACCAACACAGAUGUUUCUCUUUCUUCAUAUGAUGAAGAUCAGGGAUCUAAAUUUAUCCGAAAAGCUAAAGAAGCACCAUUUGUGCCUAUUGGAAUGGCAGGUUUUGCAGCAAUUGUUGCAUAUGGAUUAUACAAAUUAAAGAACAGGGGAAAUACUAAAAUGUCCAUUCACCUGAUUCACAUGCGUGUGGCAGCCCAAGGCUUUGUUGUAGGAGCGAUGACUCUGGGUAUGGGCUAUUCCCUGUAUAAGGAAUUCUGGGCAAAACCUAAACCUUAGAAGAAGAGAUGCUGUCUUGGUCUUGUUGGAAGUGCUUGUUUUUGUUAUGUUAAAGUUAUAUGUUUAUGUCAAAAAAUAAAUCCCUUGAGUGGGUUCAGGCUGUAACACGGUAUUUUGAAUAAUGGCUUCUUUUCUUGCCCA
Molecule: messenger RNA, 724 nt
Organism: Marmota flaviventris (yellow-bellied marmot)
Lineage: Eukaryota; Metazoa; Chordata; Mammalia; Rodentia; Sciuridae
Gene: Higd1a
Product: HIG1 hypoxia inducible domain family member 1A
Biological process (GO): mitochondrial respirasome assembly; negative regulation of apoptotic process
Cellular component (GO): mitochondrion
Source: RefSeq, a predicted model, not a curated record